Molecule: messenger RNA, 1601 nt
Organism: Vigna unguiculata (cowpea)
Lineage: Eukaryota; Viridiplantae; Streptophyta; Magnoliopsida; Fabales; Fabaceae
Product: tetrahydroanabasine acetyltransferase-like
Source: RefSeq, a predicted model, not a curated record
UUCCCUUUAUUUUAAUGGCUACUGAAAAGACAGCAUUCGAACUUGCCAUGAAAGAAGUUGUUCUUAUCAAACCAUCAAAACCAACACCUUCCUCUAUUCUUCCUUUAUCUACACUAGACCACACACCUUCUUUUAAUACCCUAUGCCAUACCCUCCAUGUGUAUCGAUCAAAAGUUGAUGAUCAUGAUGAACCUAGUUGCCCUAAUCACCAACUGCUACACCCUGCUGAUGUGAUCAAAGCAGCACUUUCAAAGGCUUUAUUCUAUUACUAUCCUCUUGCAGGUAGGCUAGUAGACCACACUGAUGGAAAGCUCGUAAUCAACUGCAAUGCAAAAGGUGUUCCGUUCUUGGAAGCCAAUGCUACUUGCAAGCUUUCUUCUCUCCAUUACUGGGAUGGCACUGACAUGGAAAGUGCAAAAAACUUAGUGUAUGACCUUCCUUCUGAAGAUGAAAGUGGCCACCAAUAUCCCUUGGUGUUCAAGGUCACAAACUUUCCUUGUGGGGGGUUCACCGUUGGAAUGGGGCUGUUACAUUCUGUUUGUGAUGGCGUUGGAGCAUGUCAGUUCUUCAAAGCCAUCAUGGAGUUUGCAAGGGGAAAAACUGAACCCUCUGUGAAGCCUGUGUGGGAGAGAGAUAGGCUAAAGGGAUCAAUCACUAAAAACCCAUUGCAAAUUGAUUUUUUGGACGAUGCCUCAGCUGCAGUUUCACCCUUUCUUCCAACAGAAGUUCUCAUGCAUCAGUGCAUUAAGGUGGACAGUGAGAGUAUCAAAAGACUGAAGAUGAGUUUGAUGAAGGAAUCAGGUGAGAACGAAAACUUCACUACUUUUGAAUCACUAGCUGCAUAUGUGUGGAGGUCUAAAUCUAGGGCUUUAAAAUUGAACUACGAUGGGAAAGUUAAGCUGAAUAUCACAGUUGGAGUGAGAAGACACUUGCAAGAUCCUUUGCCAGAAGGGUAUUAUGGAAAUGUUGUUGUGGAUGCUGACGUUAUUUUAACAAUGAGGGAACUCAAUGAAAGACCACUCCAUGAGAUUGUGAAGCUCAUUAAAGAAAGCAAGAAAGUUUCUAGUAACAGUGAUUAUGUCAGAAACUUCAUGAACACUUUAGAGACUGAACUAAAUAAUUUCAAGGCUGAAGCCAGUGGUGCAUUCACUGCCUUGACUGAUUGGAGGCACUUGAAGUUCUUUGAAAAUGUAAAUUUUGGAGUUAAAGAAAUUUCGAAUGUUGUACCAAUGCCUUCUGACAUGUUUGGAUGUGUUGAUUUAUGCAUUUUCUCAGCUCUUGGGAACUUUGAUUCUUCAAUGGAGGGAGGGGUUGGUAUUUUUGUGUCUCUACCAGCUCCUGCAUUGCUCACGUUCAAGGAGGAGAUGGAUGCUCUCACCCUUUUGAUUUGAACACUUACUAUAUAUGAGGAUGAAUAAAACAGCGUGAAAUGUGUGAGAUCUGUUCAUGCCACCUUUGGUUAGGCUUUUAACCCGUGUGUAUUAUUAUGUUGUAGUCAAAUUUGAUCGCAUUCUAGUUGCAUGCGUGGGUCCUUUCUAUAUAAUGAAGGGCGUGUUUGUAGUAUGAUUCAGGCUAAAAUGCAGUUGCUGUCACCCGUAGGA